CACAUAUGCUUGAAUAACCAUAAAGUCACGCUCUCAUUAGUAGUUGAAUAUUACAUGGACGGCAGCUUCUGGCAACUGGUCACAUCCUUUUUCUCUUAUCUCACUCCACUCCGUGCCGUACUGGUAGAACCCUUCUCGCUCUCUAGGACUCGCUUCUGAGUCCUUAUUUCCAUUCAUUACACUCACCGUCUCUCCGUAGUCAUGGCUUGAGAAGGGUUACCCGUGCCGCUGCCAAUGUGAGAGUCGUAAGGGGGAGCAUGACCGAGGCAGGGCCGAGGAGGCACUGGCCGAGAGGAGGACGACUGUGGACUUGAGCAGCUCUUUGAAGACAUUGCCAUUACUACCAGCCAGCAGCCAUGCCUGAGAAUUACGAUGGUCCGUCCAGACCAUCGUUCCUCCAGUGGGUGCGGGGAGUUGUGUGGAGCCUCGUGGAGUACGUGAGGUGGUGCCUCACAUGGCAGCCUCCUGGGACAUCACCAGAUGACACUACCUUCGACAAAUGCAACACUGUGGAGGCGAGGCUGCUGGUGCUCGGGGCUUCCGACACUGGCAAAUCAACGUUCAUGAAGCAAAUGAGAUACGUCUUCGGCGACACCUUUCCUGCCAGUGAGAGGCGAAGACACCUGCCUUACAUUCGCCGAAACCUGCUGGAGAGUGUGCACAAGCUAGUGGUGGCUAUGGACGUCCUCGGCGUGCCUUACUCCACCGCAGCUGCGCAGGACGCCGCACGAAGGUUUGUGGACAUGGCUCCCCUCGAGACAUUCUUCAGCGACGACUCACCUAUGGACCCGACCGUGGUGGAAGAGACGCAGACGCUGUGGGCGGACGAGGGUGUGCAGGAGGUGUUUCGUCGCGGUAAUGAGUACCACCUGAUCACCAACGCCGACCACUUCAUCACCAGUGCUGCCAGGAUCCUCCACUACGAUUACCUCCCCUCCAUCGACGACAUCCUGCGCAUGAGGUACCCAACGCGAUGCUCCGUCACCUCCACCUACGACGUGGGUGAGAUGCGAAUGAUGAUGCAUGACAUGGGUGGAGAGCGGGCAGCCCGCGGAGAAUGGGUGGCGCACUUCCCACGUCCCACUGCUAUCCUCUUCCUGGCUUCUCUUGCCGAGUAUGACCAGCACGUGGAGGAGGCCGAACGGGAGGGUGAGAAAAAGAACAGGGUACAGGAGAGCCUGGAUAUCUUUGAGGCCGUUCUGGAGUACCCGCCCUUCCAUAACUCACCCGUCAUUCUUCUCCUCAACAAGUCAGACAUCUUCAAGAAAAAAAUCAUCUACCACUCCCUCGCACACUACUUCCCCCAGUAUGACGUGACUCAUUCGCCCACUCCUGCAGGCCCCGACGGAGACGAGGACAAGGGGAGGGAGUUCCUGUCUGGGUUGUACGAGAGGUUGGCUGUCAGGCACGGUCGCCAUUACGUGUCACGUUUCACCGAGGCUACCAACACUGAAAACUUCAAUUCCAUCUUCUCAUUCGUGAAAAACAUCGUUAGCAGGAACAUGAUAAGCAGAGGCGGUUUGCUCUAAGUGAACUGUGGAUGCUAAGGUUAUCACUUAUUUUAGUGUUUCCCGAGUAUCUAUAUGUUGUUGGAAUUAUUAUUAUUAUUAUUAUUAUUAUUAUUAUUAUUAUUAUUAUUAUUAUUAUUAUUUAUUAUUAUUAUUAUUUUUUUUUUUUUUAUUUAGCUAUUUUAUUUAGUUGUUUUCUUGCCCAUAAACCCCGUCAGUAUUUAUCCUGCCUAAUGGCGUGAAGGAUUGAUUCAUGACAUUUAAUUUCAUUUCAUUGUUAUUUUGAUCCAUUAAAUAUACCCUGGAGAAAAUUACAUUGAACUUUUUUUAUUUAUCUAUUUAUUUUAUUAUUUUUAAGCUUGAAAAAAAAAAAUGGAAGACAAUAUUAGUGCCAGUUUGAUUUUCUUGAUAGCAUGUCUCACUAAAUCAUAGUUUAGAACACGUGUGUGUGUGUGUGUGUGUGUGUGUGUGUGUGUGUGUAGCGUAUAACAAUAAUAAAUAAUCUGGCAAGACAUAUCACACUAAUGUUACGUUAGAUUUUUACUGAACGCUUCCAGUGUUGCCACCUGCUAUUGUACGCAACAGUAUUUCUUACCCAUUUGUAGUCUGUAAAACAUGAUACAAAUUUCCUUCGGGUAUUAGUAUUCAAUUUCAAAACUAUUUCGGAAGUCCAUAGCAUAUUUAAAGGUGCUUUUAUUUUUAUUUCCAUAUGAGUAAAUAAGUAUAAAAAUGGCUAGGUGGCAACACGAGAGAGAGAGAGAGAGAGAGAGAGAGAGAGAGAGAGAGAGAGAGAGAGAGA
Scylla paramamosain (green mud crab) is the source of this 2307-nucleotide messenger RNA. Its product is annotated as guanine nucleotide-binding protein G(q) subunit alpha-like. The record is from RefSeq and is a predicted model, not a curated record. Lineage: Eukaryota; Metazoa; Arthropoda; Malacostraca; Decapoda; Portunidae. Gene Ontology annotation, molecular function: G-protein beta/gamma-subunit complex binding; GTPase activity; guanyl nucleotide binding. Gene Ontology annotation, cellular component: heterotrimeric G-protein complex. The coding region runs from base 357 to 1529 and encodes 390 amino acids. The transcript is spliced from 8 exons. Gene Ontology annotation, biological process: adenylate cyclase-modulating G protein-coupled receptor signaling pathway; action potential; phospholipase C-activating dopamine receptor signaling pathway.